UGGGGAGAUAGGAAUUAUGUUCCAUCUAUAAAUUGGUGGUGUCUUAAGCUCAAAGUGAGUGGCAAAGCUUCACCUCCCUAUUCAUCCCAUCAUUUUGUGUUAUAAUGGCCUCUGGAAGUGAAUACUUCAACCGUUGCGGACCCAAAUACCUUAGCAAUAUCGACUGGAACAACGCCCACCAUCGAAGGUCUGUAUCAGCCAGCUUGGUUGAAGGUGUUUACAUGCUUGAAGAAGAUCGACAAGCCAGACGCGGAGGCUCUCAAUGUGUUGCGCCACCAUGGUGGGAGUUUUUCAACUUCAAAGUGGUUAAUGCACUCAUUGAUGACAAUGAUAAAAGCAUCUUCGGUGCCAUUUUCGAAUAUAAACCUUCAGCUUAUUCGUAUCAUCGUUCGAUGGAUCGAACCCCUCGGUACGUAAUCGCCUUUCGAGGUACCUUAAUCAAGUUAGAAUCGUUUGCAAGAGAUCUUAAGUUGGAUAUCGAUAUAAUUCGAAACGGACUUCAUCAUACUGGUCGUUUUAGGACCGCCAUUAAAGCUGUUCUAGAUUUGGUGUCAGUGGUUGGGUCUUCAAAGGUGUGGUUAACCGGUCAUUCCCUAGGUGCAGCCAUGGCAAUGCUUGCUGGAAAAAACAUGGCGAAAAGAGGGAAUUUCUUGGAAGCAUUUUUGUUUAAUCCGCCAUAUGUAUCUCCCCCUAUUGAGAGAAUAAAAAAUAAGAAAGUGAGGCAUGGACUUCGAUUUGCUGGCACUUUAAUCAAAGCUGGCAUUGCAUUUGCAGCUGCUGCAAGUGAUAAUCAUAACAAUUCAAAUGGUAUUCAAGAUUCAUCUUUUGCUGCAAUAUCUGGGUGGAUUCCAUGUCUGUUUGUGAAUCAUUUAGACCCCAUAUGUUCUGAAUAUAUUGGUCACUUCAAGCAUAAGAAAAAGCUUGAAGACAUUGGAGCUGGGGGUCUUGCAAGGCUAACAAGCCAGCAUUCACUAGGGAAUAUGGCAAUGAAUGCAGUGGGAAUAAAGGGUAUUGACACUUCGGAACCACUUCAUUUGCUUCCUUCGGCAAAUCUGGCAGUGAAUCUCUAUCCUUGCCAAGAUAUGAUUUCUGCUCAUGAGCUUCAUCAAUGGUGGAGGCCUGAUCUGAACUUGAGUUGCAGUGUUUACAAGUAGAAAUAGUUUGUCGCUGUCAUGGCUGCUGCAUGAUCUGCCAUCGGUUAUCUCGGGGAAUGUAUUAAUAUUAUUACAGGGUUUACAACUAUAAGCUUUCAAAAAAAGAAAAAGAAUAAGUAAUACUGGCUUGUAGUAAAUCCUAAAUAAAUUUCCUAGAAUUUAAGCCUUAGUCUGUCCUGUCUUUGCUUGGUUGAGUUUAAUGGAAAUGGUGAUAAAAAAGCCUUUUGUAA
This is a messenger RNA of Gossypium raimondii (Peruvian cotton), 1384 nucleotides long. RefSeq names its product GDSL esterase/lipase At4g10955-like. Gene Ontology annotation, biological process: lipid metabolic process. The record is from RefSeq and is a predicted model, not a curated record. Bases 105 to 1154 code for a protein of 349 amino acids. NCBI's taxonomy places the organism in Eukaryota, Viridiplantae, Streptophyta, Magnoliopsida, Malvales, Malvaceae. The transcript is spliced from 2 exons.